Molecule: messenger RNA, 987 nt
Organism: Emys orbicularis (European pond turtle)
Lineage: Eukaryota; Metazoa; Chordata; Testudines; Emydidae
Gene: ALX1
Product: ALX homeobox 1
Exons: 4
Coding region: 1-987 (328 amino acids)
Biological process (GO): negative regulation of DNA-templated transcription; embryonic skeletal system morphogenesis; positive regulation of transcription by RNA polymerase II
Molecular function (GO): RNA polymerase II transcription regulatory region sequence-specific DNA binding; DNA-binding transcription activator activity, RNA polymerase II-specific
Source: RefSeq, a predicted model, not a curated record
AUGAUUAUGGAUUUUCUGAGCGAGAAGUUUGCCCUGAAGAGCCAGCCGACUAAGAACAGUGACUUUUACAUGGGAGCAGGAGGCACUUUGGAGCACGUUAUGGAAACUUUGGACAAUGAGUCCUUUUACAGCAAAACUCCAGCCAGCAAAUGCGUGCAGGCCUUCAACCCUCUGCAAAGGACUGAGCAUCAUGUGAGGCUCGAGAGGACAUCUCCCUGCCAGGACAAUAAUGUGAACUAUGGGAUUACUAAAGUAGAAGGACAGCCUCUUCACACAGAGCUGAAUAGGCCCAUGGACAAUUGCAACAGUCUUAGGAUGUCUCCAGUGAAAGGGAUGCAGGAGAAGGGAGAACUGGAUGAACUGGGAGAUAAGUGUGACAGCAAUGUCUCCAGCAGUAAGAAGAGGAGACACAGAACGACCUUCACCAGUUUACAGCUGGAGGAACUGGAGAAAGUGUUCCAGAAAACACAUUAUCCUGAUGUAUAUGUAAGAGAACAGCUAGCUCUGAGAACAGAGCUCACUGAGGCCAGAGUCCAGGUUUGGUUCCAAAAUCGAAGAGCCAAAUGGAGAAAAAGAGAACGCUAUGGACAGAUCCAGCAAGCUAAAAGCCAUUUUGCUGCCACCUAUGAUAUAUCUGUUCUACCACGGACUGACAGCUACCCACAGAUUCAGAACAAUCUGUGGGCAGGAAAUGCAGCUAGCAGCUCGAUGGUCACUUCCUGCAUGCUACCGCGUGACACUUCCUCCUGUAUGACACCUUAUUCCCACUCACCCCGGACAGAUUCUGGCUACACAGGCUUUUCAAACCACCAGAACCAAUUCAGCCACGUGCCCCUCAACAACUUUUUCACUGACUCUUUACUUUCUGGGGCUACCAACGGACACGCAUUUGAAACCAAGCCAGAAUUUGAAAGGAGGUCCUCCAGUAUUGCAGUUCUACGAAUGAAAGCCAAGGAGCACGCUGCGAACAUUUCCUGGGCCAUGUAA